AUGGAUUCCAGCGGCGAUAAACCCAGCUCUGUGAAGGACGCUUUCUCCAAGGUGCAGACUGCACCACCCGCCCAGGAACGGGUUGACCUCUUUCGCAGGUUGAUACAAGAUCUGGUCGAGGAUCCAGUCGCGAACCCAAAUAUCCCAAAUGCCCUCUUUGAGAAGAACUGGGCAGAAGAUAGCGAAGUGCUUGAUGAAGAUUUCAUUCGGCAGAUCAUCCAGAGCUUUAAAACGACUCGUGAAGAUCUAUGGACGCACCCUGCUCGGAACAUGGUGCACGAAAUUGCUCACCUCUUUGACUUCGGCUGCAGCAGAGCAACCCGUGAGGGUUUCCAGAAUAUGGAGAAAGCAAAUCAGGUUCAACUUCCUCUCCCCCAAGACAUCGAAGGUGGCCGAGAACCUUGGGAACAGAGGUUCAAGAACAAGCUGGAGAAACUGUUCCACCUACGCACUGAUCUGCCACCAGAGACAGUUAAUAUAGGCCUCUUUGAGGAUCCCCAGCGCUCAACUCCAGUUCUGACUUAUGAGGGCGCUGAGUUCUGUAACUGGGGACGAACCGUCGAGAACCAGCCAGUCUACACAUGCGUCCCGAAGACAAAUUACGGAAUACAGCAAAUCGUUCUAUAUGCGACAAAUAACAACCUGGGAGUUCGCGUGUCUGGCUAUCCACAACUUCCCAAUGUGGAAUCCCUUGAUCCUCUCUGUCCCAUUCUGUUUGGGGACAAGCCUACAUUGCUCAAUUCGAUCACGGAACUAGGCCCUUUGAAAGAAGAUUCGACCAAGUCACUAGUCCGGGUGGGCUGCGCGACAACCAACGAGCAGUUUCGAUACUGGUGUGUAAAGACAAAGCGAGUAACGUUACCCCUUAAUGUGAUUAUGGUAGAGAUUACCUUUGGUGGUAGCAAUGGUCCGAUCUGCCACGGAGCCGGGAUCAGACAUAAGACACUGAGUGACCUCGUCUAUGCCAUCGAGUAUGUGGAUGUGCAUGGUAAGUUGCAGGUCAUCACCCGAGCCGAUGACGACUUUCUCUCUGCAGCCAGCGGUUGCUUUGGGUUGAUCGGGGUCGUCACCCAUAUCACCCUCGUAGUCGACAAGAUGACAUACGCGGCCAUGACACCUCAGAAGCAGGCAGCGAUCGAUGCCAUACCGCCUCCAGACAGCCUUCGGUCGCGCGUCCCUGCACCGCUCAAGCAGCCUCGUACGCCCGAGCAGAUCCGGCGUGCCCAAGAGGAAUUCGAGAAGAAGGCUGUCGAGGAGUACUACGCAGAAUGGUUCUGGUUCCCCUAUUCUGACGAAGUUUGGAUCAAUACAUGGUCCACUACUCCAGUCUCUCUAGGUGUGCAGGACUAUCCGGAUAAUGAAGAAAUUGCAGUGCAAUGGCUUCAGGCUGUUGCUAUUGAGGCUCUACAAUACCUCGCCAAAGACACAAAUACUGCGGAAAUACUGCCCCUGUUAAGGACUACUGCAGUUUCGAGACUAGGCAUGGCUUCCCUGCCUGCCGGCAAAGAAAUCAAAGCUUGGCUCCCAGAUGCGCUUCAUUUCAGAAGAGCGAUUCAAAACACGCGUGUCCGGGAUAUGGAACUUGAGAUACCCCUCCCUCAUCAAUCCGAUAACCUGGAUAAACCCGACUUCACCAUUGUCCAACACGCCUGGUGGGAAGCAAUCAUCAAGGCGUACGAACACACAGACAAGUGCCCAAUGCGCUUGCCUCUCGAGUUGCGAAUCAUGGGCGACAGUAAUGUGCUGAUGGCGCCUCAGCGCGGCAAUCGUCUCGGAACAGCCUCGAUUGAGGUCUUGACGCUAGAAUCGGUAACCGAGUAUUGGGAUGCAUUUGCGCAAGAGGUCCUCGACAAAUGGAUGGAGCUGAGAGAAUGGAAGGGGCAAAAGCUCAACAUCCGGCCCCAUUGGGCUAAAGAAUGGCAACAAUUAAAAGUGGAUGGCAAGCCCUUCCGGGAUUAUCUCAAGAAAGAGUGCUACGGCGAUGUAAUCCCCAAAUUUAAUAAUGUGCUUACACAGAUUGGUCAGGCGCAAGGUUGGCAAAGGCAGGAUCUGAAGAGAGUGUUCUCAAAUGCCCUCACGAGGUCUAACGGUAUGGAGACAUCAGCCAGAUCAGAGGCCAUCCUCCAGACUUUACCACCAACAGACCUCACUAGAGACAGAGAUCAAAGUGAAGGUGAGGCAUUCGGCCCAUCCUCCGCAUCACGCUCAGUGGAAGCAAUUCCCGAUGGUGGCUACGGAUGGAUAGUGGUUUUUGCAUGUUUUGUCCAGACAUUCAGGGUCAAUGCUUGGUCUGGGUCAUGGGGAAUACUUCAGGCUGGCCUGAUACAGACCAAGAUGACAGAUACACCAGCCAGCACAUUGUCCUUUGCCGGCUCCCUUGGAACUGCCCUGACAGUUGCCUUAGGCCUGGUCUGUAUUCGACUCGCGCAACUGAUCGGAGCCCAAUGGAGCACCUUGACUGGGAUCCUGCUGCUUACAAUCAGUAACAUAAUUGGCGGUUUGGCCGUCAACAAUGUCAGCGGAAUGUUUGUGUCUGGGGCCCUGUACGGUUUUAGUGGAGCUCUGAUGUACACAAUGUCAAAUAGCCUGCCGGUGCAAUGGUUCAGCAACCGUCUGGGAACUGCAAAUGGCCUGGUGAAGCUUAGCAGGGGCCUGGGGGCCACAGUUAUGGCUAUUGUGCUUCAGGCUCUCAUCGAAAGAGUCGGCGUCGCCUGGACAUUCCAUGCAAUGGCACUGAUGUCGCUGGCAAGUGGCGUGCCGGCUGCGCUGCUCAUAUCAAAGAGCGAGCAACAGCGUUGGUGUCAACUGUCUUCGUCCUUGCGGCGCGGCUGA
This is a messenger RNA of Aspergillus pseudoviridinutans, 2832 nucleotides long. RefSeq lists its product as uncharacterized. Lineage: Eukaryota; Fungi; Ascomycota; Eurotiomycetes; Eurotiales; Aspergillaceae. Bases 1 to 2832 code for a protein of 943 amino acids. Gene Ontology annotation, biological process: transmembrane transport. Gene Ontology annotation, cellular component: mitochondrion; membrane. The record is from RefSeq and is a predicted model, not a curated record. The transcript is spliced from 9 exons. Gene Ontology annotation, molecular function: flavin adenine dinucleotide binding; transmembrane transporter activity; D-arabinono-1,4-lactone oxidase activity.